AUGUUUCGGACGCGAUUCAUCGACAGUAUGGUACAGCAAGCGCUCUGUCCAUCCCCAAUGGACAGUAUCCGAGGAAACCCAUUAUUGGAAUUCCUCACGCGAAAAAUGAGCCUCGACCUCCUCAGGGUGGACGUGGCACACGAGUUACCAGAAUAUAUGCGUAUCAUCGUUACAGAUCUUAUACAAAGGUACGAAGCUUACUCGCUCGCCACCGCAGGAGAUGUUCACUGGCUUGUUCUGGCAGCCAUGCGCAUUCACUGGCUUGAGGGCAAUUCUGCCGAAGAUUUGCUGCGGCCUUUGCACUUUUAUCGUAUCCUCCGGCAGCUUGUGCAGUCACCAGCCUUCAAAUCUCGGGUCGACGAGGUGGAUCAUGCUCCCUGGGUAUGGGACUUUUCGAACCAAAAGGAAGGGUGCAUACGUCCAUAUCCUCCGGCCGGUGGAUACACAGCCUUGAUGCUUGCUCUUCACUGCGGGAUGGAACCUGCCGCCCAGGUCCUCGUGGGUGCUGGCGCAGCUAUACUGGAAAACACAUCUACAGGCAAGUCCCCGCUAAGAGUCGCUCGCGAAUAUGCCCAAUCUCCUCACCCCAGGAGGUGGGUAAUGAUGGACAUGAGAGAGGGCAAUGCUACCUCUGUCAGCUUGCCCAUUCCUUACCACAGGGACGAUAACGAGGUGAUGUGGGUGUCGGAAAGUACCGACAAGGCUAUGUUGGAGAUUCUCCUGAAAACCCUGCGAGACAGUGACGUAGAGUUCAAAGCAGCAGAUCACUUUCCAGAACCCCCGAGUGUAUGGAAAAGAAUGAGCGGCAAAGCUCGGAACGUCUGCAGGUGGCUCCUCAGGCCUUCGUGCAGCUUCGAUGCCGAUGCCUUCCGUCAGAACAGCAUCUAUGUCCUGCUGGUGACGACGCUAUCGAUCCUGUCGAUCUUCAAGGUGCUGAGGUUUGAAUUCGGCAACUAUUUCCUCGAGGCUUCAGUCCUAGUUAGCUCGACAAUCAACAUCGACAAGGCGCCCUACAUCCAGACUGAGUCGUUGCGCCCAGAUCCCACCUUGGCCAACCAGACUCAUCCCGAUGCAUCAACGGUCCUCCAACAAUUUAUAAUCCUCACACAGGACAACCGCUUGGUGACGCAUCUCUCGGGCUCCCAGCAUACAUGCAACUUCAUUGCGACCAAGAAGAAGAUUCACGAGCUGGAGGAAGAGCUCUGGAGAUCCCUCGCAGUAGGGCCGGACGCGUUCUCAGCAUCCUCCUGCGGCCCCCACUCCCCAAGCCUCGACACCGUUCUCGAACUCGCAGACCGCUGCUGCUUUCUCACCCCAUGGGCUACGCUCCUCGCCGCAGCAGUUUAA
Anthostomella pinea is the source of this 1347-nucleotide messenger RNA. The record is from the annotation of a GenBank genome assembly. Lineage: Eukaryota; Fungi; Ascomycota; Sordariomycetes; Xylariales; Xylariaceae.